ACGUGGCGAGUGUGGCGACGUGCAUACGCUGCAUACGUGGCGCUGUGGUAGCAACAUGCCGCUGUGAAGUGGCGAACGAUCGGUGAUACGGGCGCGGAAAAGCAUAUGUCAUUUUUAUGAUUGUACAGUAAAAUUCGAUCGAAGAAAAUGAGGUGGCUCAGCUCGUGCGUAUUCCUCGUCAUAUCCGUCGCCAGCGUGCGUUGUUACUUCAUCACUGUGGACGCCCACGCCGAGGAAUGUUUCUUCGAUAAAGUCGAAUUCGGCACCAAGAUGGGUCUCACAUUUGAAAUAGCAGAGGGUGGAUUCUUAGACAUAGAUGUUAAGAUAGUCGGUCCAGAUGGUAGAAUGAUCUAUCAAGGUGAGCAGGAGAGCAGUGGAAAGUACACGUUCGCUGCGCAUACUUCGGGAAUUUACACCUAUUGCUUCAGCAAUCAGAAGAGCACGAUGACGCCAAAAGUAGUGAUGUUCAAUAUGGACAUUGACGAAAAUCGGAAACAGUCGGAGGACGCCGCUGGUGUAGAGGGUCAGGAUGGAGAUGGCAAUCAUGGAAAGUUGGACGACAUGAUCAAAGACUUGAGUACCAGCUUGUGGGGUGUGAAAAACGAGCAGGAAUACAUGCAGGUGCGGGAUCGCAAUCACAGGGCGAUCAACGAGAGUACAAACUUCCGCGUCGUGAUGUGGGCGUUCUUCGAAGCCGUGGUAUUGGUCUGCGUGACGAUAGGUCAAGUCUUUUACUUGAAGCGAUUCUUCGAGGUACGGAGAAUCGUGUAACUUAGGGUAAACUAAUGAUACACUACGUGAAUCAACUGUACAUUUUUCUAUGUAAUUAAAUUAUAUCAUUCACGAUAAGUCAUCGCUACCGUAAAUGUGCAUUCUCCACUUUAUCGAGGGCAAACCCGAACUGUACAUCGCCUAGCAUUAAGGUAUCUCCUACGUCUGUAAGGUUUCUAAUAAACAAAGAAUUUGUAAUGGCUCAAGGCUUCGUGCAAUCGCGAGCGUUUUCACGACGGUGAGAACGUCAAAAAAAAUAUGAUAUGAUUGUAACAGAAAAGAAAUAUACGUGUUCUAUACUUUCUGUAAUUGCCAGUCGUUAUCUUCGGCUGGCGGUAUGUAUUGUAUAUCCGGUAGUAUUCCAUUUUGUACUUACUUAUUUGGUAAAACAUGCUUUUAAUUAACGAA
This is a messenger RNA of Solenopsis invicta (red fire ant), 1179 nucleotides long. Its product is annotated as transmembrane emp24 domain-containing protein. Gene Ontology annotation, cellular component: Golgi apparatus; COPII-coated ER to Golgi transport vesicle; endoplasmic reticulum. Lineage: Eukaryota; Metazoa; Arthropoda; Insecta; Hymenoptera; Formicidae. The record is from RefSeq and is a predicted model, not a curated record. The transcript is spliced from 3 exons. Gene Ontology annotation, biological process: intracellular protein transport; endoplasmic reticulum to Golgi vesicle-mediated transport; Golgi organization. The coding region runs from base 148 to 771 and encodes 207 amino acids.